Epinephelus fuscoguttatus (brown-marbled grouper) is the source of this 2466-nucleotide messenger RNA. It is a transcript of the gene vamp3, whose product is annotated as vesicle-associated membrane protein 3 (cellubrevin). Gene Ontology annotation, cellular component: plasma membrane; SNARE complex. Gene Ontology annotation, molecular function: syntaxin-1 binding; SNAP receptor activity. Gene Ontology annotation, biological process: vesicle-mediated transport; SNARE complex assembly; vesicle fusion. The transcript is spliced from 5 exons. The coding region runs from base 119 to 427 and encodes 102 amino acids. NCBI's taxonomy places the organism in Eukaryota, Metazoa, Chordata, Actinopteri, Perciformes, Serranidae. The record is from RefSeq and is a predicted model, not a curated record.
AUAGCACUCGAAGGCAGCAUAACAACCGACGACAGUAACUGUUACGGCUUGACACUUUAGCUUUUAGCUCACAGACAAGAAACAGCGGCGGUAUCGUACAAAGAAAUAACCUGCCAUAAUGUCAGCAGGCGGUCCGGAAGGUUCUGGCGCAGCGUCAGGCAACAGGCGCUUACAGCAGACCCAGGCCCAGGUGGAUGAGGUGGUGGAUAUUAUGCGUGUAAAUGUGGACAAGGUGCUGGAACGUGACCAGAAGCUGUCUGAACUGGAUGACAGAGCAGACGCACUGCAGGCUGGAGCCUCCCAGUUCGAGACCAGCGCUGCGAAGCUGAAAAGGAAGUACUGGUGGAAGAACUGCAAGAUGUGGGGCAUCCUGAUAGCUGUCAUAGUGAUCAUCAUCCUCAUCAUUGUUAUUUGGAGUUACUCCUAAAAAAAGCAACAGGACGAGGAGGGGUGGAGGACAAAAUGAAGAAAAGGAGAGGAGCAACGUACAUAAUUAAUGUCUCAAAGAAGACUUCAUGUGAUUACUGGCUACUGAGCUCCACACAUUUUUUCUCCUUGGCAGGAGGUCUUCAUUCCUUGUCCUGGAUUGCCGUGUGUGUGUGUAUGUGUGUGUGUGCUUGUGCAUGUGCCUGAGUAAAGGAUUGUCAUGAUAUCUGUUUUACACUGCAUUACUAUACCAUACCAGACGUCUUUAAACUUGUCCGAGAGUUCCAUGCCACUUGCCAAAGAAAAGAGAAACGUUGAUUAUUAAAGUCAAACACAACCUAUUAAGAAAUCAAAGCACACACACAUAUACUCCAACCUCAGGACUAGAAGUGAAGAAUGUUGUUGUAAACUCUCCUCAGCUUAUAUUUACUUUUUUUAUGUUUUAUUAAUAGCCAUUGAUUUUGUGUGCCAGGCUAAGAGAAGUGCCUUUAAGGACGUGCUAUUCUGUGUUUAUCCAGAUUGUAACAAUAACCCUGCAUAUCACUGAAGAGACAAUCUCUGAACUCGUCACCUACCGUCUGAUGACAAUAUAGCCUUUGGGGAUAACAGCCAAUAUUUUGGGAGAUCCAGUACAUCCAGUGGCGAUCUGGGCCAAGACCUCCUCUCCUGCGUGCUGGUCACUGUGUACAGUUUGAUUAGCAGCUCCAGACAGGUCCAGACAACAUGUCUGCUGAUCUCUAUGAACAGAUAUCUGCAUAUGAAAGCAGAUAAAUUAGGAAAAAAAGCUAAUGUGUCAUCAGACGUUAGCCAGUGGGUUUUAAGAUUGCAUUUCGGCAAAUGCAUUCCACCUCUUUUGUUCUCCACACAGCUUACCUGUAGGCAACCAAAGCCUGCUCAAACAGGACUGGUCAAUACUACUCAGACUACAAACCAGAACGCUUCUGAUACCAAAAUCUUGUACUGUUCCCUACAGAUAUCUGCAUACAUAUGCAGAUAUCUGUUUGUAGAGAUUAUUGAAGAUGCUCCUUUUUAGCAUAAUUACAUUUGUUCUGUCAGAUGCCUAUAUUUUGAUUUUUCUCCUCAUUUUUUCAAAAAAAAAAAUGCUGGUCUGUCAUUUUAUGAAUGGCUACAGUUGACCAGGUAAUGGUGGGAUCUGAUGCCUUGUUUUAUUUAUGCACAUUGUUCAGUGCUAAGUGAGUUCUCCAUGUUAGACAGUUGAUUUUGGAUUAAAUAAAGAACAAUGUCAUUGGUCACCCAACAACAAACAAGCUAACCAGUAACUCACUGUUGAACCACCAGAUCAUACCUGACCAUGUCCAUCUUCCUUUGCAGGUAGGGCUUAGUUACAGUGGAAACUAUUAUGAGCUUGUGUUUUGGUAAGUGGCUUUAUGCUUAGAUGUACAGCCUCUAGCCUAAGCUAGGCCAGAGAAACUGCCACCAAGUUUUUUUUAAAAGAAGUGCUACACUGGGUUUAGAGUGUCGAAUUGUCUCAAUCUGGUGCUCGUGCCAGAACAUUUGCCUUUGUUUUAUAUAUUUGAGCUCACAAAAGUAAGAAAAUGUUUAUACAGAUGCCUUAAUAGGUUUCUCCAGUAGAAAACAGCCAAAAUACAGCCAGGCCUUAUUGAUCAUAUAUACCAGCCAGUAAAAGAGUAGUGCCUUCUGAACUGUCCAAACAAAUACUGUGCUUCUUGCUUAGUCAACUGAACGUAUUAACCUGUAAUAAAAAUCUUUUGUUUAGUCACACUGGCAUUAUCCCACCUCAUCAAUGCAAAGUACUUCACAUGUGUGAUAUUGUAGUUUUAUAAUGCUUCUAAUUGUAGCUUUUUUUUUGCAAUCUAUUAUAUGUAGAACUAACCUUAGGGAGACUGUAAAGCAUUUUUUGUGCAGGGGCUCGCUGCUGCUGCCAAGCAAUAUGAGUGUUUGAGUGUAGAGAAAUGACUUGUUGGGAAAUGACAGUGUUGUAUACCAACACUGGAUGAUUGCAUUCCCUGCUGUUGCCUCCAUCCUAUUAAAAUAAAUGUAUUUUAAUGAGAUAAACAA